AUGAUCAAGCACAAUGGAUAUUGGCCCUGCAGCCCUCCCCCUCUUUCCUCACCGCCUCGUCGAAAAUGGGAAUCAUGCAGCUUUUACAAGGAAGAAGUUUUGUUUUCCAGUGCGGGAACUGGGAUAUUGCUAUUGCUCCAGGCUGGAAGUGCUCUGUUUACCACUGGCACAGAAGAGCUCUGGAUGGCUUGAUUCCACUUGGAAAUAUAAAGUUCUCUCUGUUUAUGUUUCAGAAAUGGAAUGUCAUACAGAUAAAACUCCUGAUGAAUUUAAACAUGCAUGCUUUCACAUGUUUAUCAGGAUGGACUACAGGAAAAAGGGGGCCAUUAAUGGUUCUGGUUGACAAUUUCGAGGUAUGAACUUUUCUUUGGUCAAAAGCCUGGGGUUUUACAGUGUCCAGACUCAAAAUAUGACUGGUUUGAUUAUUUUAACAGAUUUUUAUCUAGUAUUUAUAUAAAUGAGCUUUAAUAUAGGUAUAGCAAUCUUGGUAAAUACAAGAUUUUUCAGACCAAAAAAAACAUGAGUUAGAUAAAUAUGUUAGAUUUAAAAUACUUGAAUUUGAUAAUUUAUCUAACCUAAAAAAACAUGAAUCAAGCAAGCUUGAGUUUGGAUCUAACAUGGAUUUGGAAAUGAUACCAAGCCCAAAACACUUUUCUUGAAAUUAAUUUUUCAACAACCACAAAAUUCUACUAACUUUUUUUUAAAUAGUUAUAAUUUUUAAUUCUUCAAUAAUUCUUU
Molecule: messenger RNA, 738 nt
Organism: Populus nigra (black poplar)
Lineage: Eukaryota; Viridiplantae; Streptophyta; Magnoliopsida; Malpighiales; Salicaceae
Exons: 3
Coding region: 14-343 (109 amino acids)
Source: RefSeq, a predicted model, not a curated record